AUGGGUAACAGGGCACAGGGUAUCCAUCCUAUGGGUAACAGUGCAUGUCGUAUCCAUCCUAUAUUUAAGGAGGCACAGGUUAUCCAUCCUAUGGGUAACAGGGGACAUGGUAUCCAUUCUUUAGGUAACGGGGCACAGGGUAUCCAUCCUAUGAGUAACAGGGCACAGGGAAUCCAUCCUAUGGGUAACGGGGCACAGAGUAUCCAUCCUAUAGGUAACAGGGCAUGUGGUAUCCAUCCUAUAUGUAAGGGGGCACAUGGUAUCCAUCCCAUGGGCAACAGGGCACAGGUUAUCCAUCCUAUUGGUAACAGGGCACAGGAUAUCCAUCCGAUAGGUUACAGGGCACAGGGAAUCCAUCCUAUGGGUAACGGGGCACAGAGUAUCCAUCCUAUAUGUAAGGGGGCACAUGGUAUCCAUCCUAUGGGUAACAGGGCACAGGAUAUCCAUCCGAUGGGUUACAGGGCUCAGGGAAUCCAUACUAUGGGUAACGGGGCACAGAGUAUCCAUCCUAUGAGUAACAGGGCACAGGGAAUCCAUCCUAUAGGUAACGGGGCACAGAGUAUCCAUCCUAUAGGUAACAGGGCAUGUGGUAUCCAUCCUAUAUGUAAGGGGGCACAGGGUAUCCAUCCCAUGGGCAACAGGGCACAGGUUAUCCAUCCUAUGGGUAACAGGGCACAGGAUAUCCAUCCGAUGGGUUACAGGGCUCAGGGAAUCCAUAUUAUGGGUAACGGGGCACAGAGUAUCCAUCCUAUAGGUAACAGGGCAUGUGGUAUCCAUCCUAUAUGUAAGGGGGCACAGGGUAUCCAUAUCAUGGGCAACAGGGCACAGGUUAUCCAUCCUAUGGGUAACAGGGCACAGGAUAUCCAUCCGAUAG
Molecule: messenger RNA, 874 nt
Organism: Pelobates cultripes (western spadefoot toad)
Lineage: Eukaryota; Metazoa; Chordata; Amphibia; Anura; Pelobatidae
Source: the annotation of a GenBank genome assembly